AAAAACACAUUUCAAAGAUAGACAAAUGAUGAAGUCAGCUCUACUUCUUGGUUUCUUUGUUGGAUCCGUCCUUACUUCCGGUGGAUACGGAGGAGGAGGAGGAGGUGGUGGUUAUGGAGUAGGGGGGCAUGGAGGCGGUGGACAUGGAGGAGGAACCGGUUCUGGUACAGCUUGCGUGGUUAAAGGCUCAUACUGCAGCUGUCACUACUGUACAUGUGAGAAAGGAAAAGUAAACUGUCAAGGAUAUGGAGUAGGAGUGAAAGGAUAUGGUAAGAAUUACUGCUACGGAACUACUGAGGGUGAGUACUGUACAUGUGAUUACUGUAAAUGUCAGAAUGGGUUUGGACAAAAUGGCGGCUACGGUGGUUCCGGUGGUUGUGGAGGCGGCCAUCACAAGAAAGAAAUAAGAAUUGUAGAAAAAUAUUGUUUUUUUUAAUGUUUAAAUGUAUAAUCUUUUAAAAGUUAA
Molecule: messenger RNA, 466 nt
Organism: Eurytemora carolleeae
Lineage: Eukaryota; Metazoa; Arthropoda; Copepoda; Calanoida; Temoridae
Product: glycine-rich cell wall structural protein 1.8
Exons: 3
Coding region: 26-436 (136 amino acids)
Source: RefSeq, a predicted model, not a curated record